This is a messenger RNA of Loxodonta africana (African savanna elephant), 870 nucleotides long. RefSeq names its product olfactory receptor 8G50-like. Lineage: Eukaryota; Metazoa; Chordata; Mammalia; Proboscidea; Elephantidae. The record is from RefSeq and is a predicted model, not a curated record. Gene Ontology annotation, molecular function: olfactory receptor activity; odorant binding. The transcript has a single exon. The coding region runs from base 114 to 764 and encodes 216 amino acids. Gene Ontology annotation, biological process: G protein-coupled receptor signaling pathway; sensory perception of smell. Gene Ontology annotation, cellular component: membrane.
CAUUACCCCCAAAAUGCUGGUGAACUUUGUGACAGAGAAGAACACCAUCUCCUACCCCGAAUGCAUGACUCAGCUCUACUUCUUCAUUUUUUUUUAUUAUAUCAGAAUGUCAUAUGUUGGCUGUGAUGGCAUACGAUUGCUAUGUUGCUGUCUGUAAUCCAUUGCUUUACAAUGUCACCAUGUCUUGUCAGGUCUGCUCCUGGUUGGUAGUUGAAGUAUAUAUGAUGGGCGUGAUUGGUGUCACAGUUCACACAGGUUAUAUGCUAAGAGUGGUUUUCUGCAAGGCGAAAAUAAUCAACCAUUACUUUUGUGAUCUUUUUCCACUAAUGGAGCUUUCCUGCUCCAGCACUUACAUCAAUGAAGUGGUGCUUUUGUGUCUCAGUGCAUUUAAUAUUCUUGCACCAACCUUGGUCAUCCUUGGCUGCUAUGUCUCCAUCAUUGCCAGCAUCCUGCAAAUCCGCUCCACUGAAGGCAGGUCCACAGCCUUCAGCACAUGCAGCUCCCACAUCUCAGCUGUCACAAUCUUCUGUGGUUCUGCAGCCUUCACGUACCUUCAGCCAUCAAGUGUCAGCUCCAUGGACCAAGGCAAAUUGUCUUCUGUGCUUUACACCAUUAUCAUGCCAAUGCUGAACUCCCUGAUCUACAGCCUGAGGAAUAAGGAUGUCAAAAGUGCUCUAAAAAAAUCAUUGAGAAAAGACUAUUUUGCAUUAACAAAGAUUUAUAAUUCUUGGAGAAGAUCCAGUAAAGAAGGAGUCCAGAGAUAGCAACAUAUAUACACAAGUAGUGAGAUUAUUUCCAACACUCUAAUAUUUGGAAAAACAUCCCAAGGACAAGACUGGAUUCAUAGUGCCACGUGGAGGACAGUCACAU